CAAACUCCUACAUCACGAGCGACUUCAGCUCGGAUCCAGCAUAGAAUCAUGGCCUCGGAAAUAUCCUUUGAGCCAGGCCAGCCGCUGCGGCGCGCGAUCGCGCCGUACUCGUCGCUGCCAGAGCUCUCAGCACCGUUCCUCAUCGACAGUGGACAACGGUCGUACAAGCACCAAUACGCCAACAUCUACUUUGUGCGGCUAAUCGAGCUGCGCCCAGUAGUGGAGGAGAGGGCAGCUCAACGCUGGAAGAACGUUCGAGGCCGACCACCCCUCCUCCCCCGUGUCCUCAACCUGCAACGCGGGCAGCUGUGCUACAUCGUCGGCACGAUCUACAUGGACAUGAAGCUCAAGCCGUCUGUCCUCGAGGACAUGUCUGGCCCCGCCGGCAUCGCGCCCCCACCAGAACGGCCAAAGUUCUUCUCGUCACAGGACAGCGUGCACCUCGAGGACGAGUCUGGGCGCGUGCGCCUCGUCGGUGACGUGAUUCGCAAGGAGCGGAUGCGGGCCGACGGCGGUAUCGUGACGGGUUGCAUCAUGGCCGCGCUGGGCCUCGAGACCGGCAACGGUGACUUUGAGGUCGUCGACCUGUGCUUCGCUGGCCUGCCGGACCUGUAUCGCCCAGAGACCAACGGCGAUGUCAAGGGCAAGGCCAAGGCUUCUGACGCGAUGGACGUGGAUGAGGAUUCACAUGGCACGAAUGGCACGGCAAAGGAGAAGACCUGGGUCGCGUGUGUCUCUGGACUGUCGAUUGGCGCCGAGAGCACAGUUCCAGACUUGAAAGCGCAGCUGUUGGUGGAAUGGCUGAUGGGCGAGGAUGGUGGUCCCCAGGACCAGUUAGAAGGAGCAAGAGUUGCGCGGGUCGUCUUUGCUGGCAACUCGCUCGCCGCACCAGUCAAGGAGGACCGGAAACCAAAACCCCGGUUCAGCCACACGGCCGACCCGGCAGCGGCGGCGCAUCCGUCCAAGACGCUGUCGAUCCUAAUCUCCGACCUGUUGUCCAGCUCGCUGCCCGUCAACCUCGUACCCGGCCCAACAGACCCCGCAGGCGCACUGCUCCCACAGCAGGCUCUGCCAAAGGUCAUGUUUGGCGGCAAGAAGGCCGAGGGCCUCGAGUGCAAUACGAACCCAGGCUGGUUCCAGGCCGGCGACAGGAGUUUCUUGGUGACGGGUGGACAAAACAUCAACGACCUGUUCAAGUACCUCCCUGGCCAGUCGCGAUUGCGCAUGGCCCGCCGCACCCUCGAGUUGAGACAUGUUGCGCCGACGGCACCCGACACGUUGUGGAUCUACCCUUUCCCCGACACGGACCCGUUCAUCCUGCGGCACCGGCCCGACGUGUACGUGCUUGGCAACCAGCCCGAGUUUGAGACGGCGCUCGUGGGAGGUUCUGCAGCCCCGACAAGGAUCAUCCUGCUGCCGUCGUUCGCCGAGACGGGCACUGUGGCGCUUGUCUGCCUCGAGACGCUCGAGGUGAAGACGAUCGCGUUCGAGGUGCCCUCGUGGGCAGGAGACGUCAAAGCGGCAGCAUAG
Molecule: messenger RNA, 1530 nt
Organism: Vanrija pseudolonga
Lineage: Eukaryota; Fungi; Basidiomycota; Tremellomycetes; Trichosporonales; Trichosporonaceae
Gene: POLD2
Product: DNA polymerase delta small subunit
Exons: 5
Coding region: 49-1530 (493 amino acids)
Biological process (GO): DNA replication; DNA strand elongation involved in DNA replication
Cellular component (GO): delta DNA polymerase complex
Molecular function (GO): DNA binding
Source: RefSeq, a predicted model, not a curated record